AUGUUACGUUGUCCUAAACUGACCCGGUACAAACUGAUGAGCGGCGGACUUCUAGCGGCCUUUUCUCUCUUCCUUAUGCUCAGCACCGUGACCAGAAUGAAUGAAGUUCACAUCAGGCAUGGCAGCAAAGAUUUCACCUUCUUCUCUGUGGCUUUCUAUGGGUCCAGCGACAACUUUGUUCCUCUCUCCCAAGAGAAUCUCUCCAGAAACAUCAUCAAUAACUGUUCUGGAUAUAAUAUUUCAGGUAUUUCAGAAUGCAAUCUAUGUUCAGGAUACAUUUCUAACUACGCCGUCGAAAACAGCGAUGAAAGUCAACUACCACUUCCCAUUAGCCUAAAAAGGCGUUUGCCAUCAGCCAUUGUCAUCGGGGCUCGUAAAGCUGGAACCAGAGCUCUCCUCCGCUUCAUCAAUCUUCAUCCAGACGUGGCCGCUUCCAGGCAGGAAACGCACUUUUUUGACAGAUACUUCGACCAAGGUCUGGACUGGUAUAGGGAUCAGAUGCCGUAUUCUCUGGAGACCCAGCUAACUGUUGAAAAGACCCCCAGCUACUUCGUGGACUGGAUGGUGCCAGAGAGGGUCUACAACUUUAAUUCUUCCAUAAAACUCAUCCUCAUUGUCCGGAAUCCUAUAGACAGAGCCGUGUCUGAUUACGUUCAGCUGAAGCAUUCUCAACGUCGUCUAAGUUUUAAAUACAAAACACUGGAAUUCGAAAAAUUUUACAAGAGCGGCCACGGAGAAUACUUUGGCAGCUUCGAGGAGUUAGCCUUCGACAGAUACACAGGUGAGAUUAACAAGUCGUACGCCCCCAUCAAGAGAUCCUUGUAUUGUCGACACCUGGAGAAAUGGCUCAACCACUUCCAGCUCUCACAGAUGUUGGUCAUUGACGGUGAGAACAUCAAAGUUCGGCCUUGGGAAGAGAUGUACAAGCUGGAGGAAUUUCUAGGGUUAUCGCACCAAAUUGGCAAGGAUCGGUUUGUGUACAAUGAGACGAAAGGUUUUUACUGCGUACGGCUAGAGAAACGGAACCAGCUACCUCAGACCAAUGACCAAGCCAGCGACCUCAUCAUGUGGUCAGAACAGUGUCUUGCGGACAGCAAGGGACGCGAUCACCCAGUUCUACAGCGAGAUGUCAGACAGCAGUUAUUGAACUUUUUCCAGCCAUUCAACAAUCGAUUUUUCAUGAGAGUAAGCCAAACGUUUGAUUGGAAAUAG
Candidula unifasciata is the source of this 1212-nucleotide messenger RNA. Lineage: Eukaryota; Metazoa; Mollusca; Gastropoda; Stylommatophora; Geomitridae. The record is from the annotation of a GenBank genome assembly.